Molecule: messenger RNA, 8397 nt
Organism: Astrephomene gubernaculifera
Lineage: Eukaryota; Viridiplantae; Chlorophyta; Chlorophyceae; Chlamydomonadales; Astrephomenaceae
Source: the annotation of a GenBank genome assembly
CGGAUGCCGCCCAUGCCGCCGAGCCGCUACCGGUAAUGAUCCCGGUAACCGUCCAAGCGGCAGCCUCCUUGCCGGCAGGCACGGCGGCUACGGAGCAGCGCAGCCCGAGGGCUUCACCUGCGGCCACGCCGCCGCCUGACCCCUCUUGCAUGUCGCAGCACGCAGCCGCAUGCUGCGGCGCCCCGCCAGACCCCCACUUGGAACCCCCACACAUGCAGCACCCAGCUGCCCAGAGCGACCUCCGCACCUCUCCUAACACCCACGCAACCGCAGCUGCUGCGGCCGCGCCCAGCACGACCGUCCUCGAUACCGCCGCAAAAGGCCCACCUGGCGCCCGCGCGGGCCUCCUCAGCCCUAGCCCGCGCGCUGUCCCGCCGGGCUCCCAUGCCGACGCAGACAGCCAGGAAGAGCAGCCUGCUGGGCCGCUCAACCUCUCCUUGGUGCUGGAACAGGUACCUGCGCCUUCGUGGCCUGGGCCUCCGCCCUCCAGAAGUGAGGGGCCCUGCCCAGGCGAGUCGGCCAUGUCGGGCGCCGGGAUGCCUCCACAGCAGGGUGCCCCCAUUAGGGGUAACACGGCCAGGACUGCGUUGAUAGACUGCCUGGCGACUGCUCGACAGGGGGCGGUGGUUGGUGCCGCGACUGGGGACGAAACGCUGGUGGUUCGGCGGUUGCCCAUGGCAAGGCGUCCGCCGGCGCUAGGAGCCCCGCAGGCGCCAGUGGUGGCCCCCUUUUCCCAGAUGAUGGGUGGGCUGCACGUAGCGCGCCUCAUGAUAGCGCUGCCGGAUGCCGCCGCUCCCGCCCCACGGAUGGCCGGCGCGGCGGCAACACGUGCGGUGCAGGGCAAGCUGCGACCCCUCCCCACCAGUGCAGCCCUACCUGCAGCAGCAGCAGGCCAGCAGCAGCCUAACGACGUCCCGCAUGCCGGCCUUGCACGUGUGGGCCCACUGUGCAGCAAGAUGACGUCAACAGAUGCUGUUGCGUACGGCAGUCACGGCAGUGGCGUACGGCUGCCGUACGGCUUGGUUCGGGUGAUGCAGAGGGCGCGCCGUAACGUCCUGGACCGCUUCGCAAGGCCCAGUCGGAUCAUGGGCAACAAGGUGUCUGUCAGCCCGCCCUUGACAGGGGGCCUACAUGCUGGGGCGUGCGGCAACGUUAGCAGCAGCGUUCUCGCUACAGGCAGUGCGCUGCAGAAUCCAUCUGGCGUCCCGGAUAACGGAGCGGCGGGUCAAAAUGACAUGUCGGCACUCCCCGCCACUGCCGCACACAGUUCAGGGCCCGAGGAGAUGGGCUCUGGCCACGAAUGCAAGACGGAAACGACGCAAACGGAUGAGAAGGCAUCCCAAAUGGAAGAGGCGCAUGCUUCAAGGCAUACGCGCAGCGACACAGCAUCGAUCGUCGCGACUGACUACACCCUCGCUUGGAGCGGUAUCUCGAUGGUAUUCCUUCACGAUAUAUUCGCCUGAACGCAGUGCAAACAAAUGAAAUGAUUGAUAACGGAGCAUGGAACGUUCAUGCCAUUUGUAAGGAUAAGCCCCCACCAGCGCCUGGGCACCGAAACCAUUGUGAGGGCGCCGUAUUUACCGUGGGUGCGCGCCGCCUCUUCUCGGGCUUCAAGCCCUUAGGACCAUAACACCUCUCGCAUACGGAAGGCGAUCUUCGCGUGUUGCGUCGCUGACCAAGUGCUUUGAGUACGGGGCGCCCCGUUUGGGGCAGCCGCUCGCCGUUUUCCUGUAGAAGCAAGCAUGGCGUCGGCAUUGGCAAGCCAGCUCCAAGCGCUGGCCCAGCAGCGCCAGCCCGCUCUGCCAUCGGCCCUUAAGAAGGGGAAGCCUUCCCUUCUAUUCGAUUUCCAGAAGGCUGCUGAUGUCGAUUUGCAAACGAUUCACGGUAUCGCCUGCCAAGGGCUUGAGGAUCUUGUUCGGCUGGAGCCUCGCUUCCGGAUUUACCGCGAGACCCUUUUCAGCCGAGCGAGUCUCGAAAUAAACCCCGAGCUACAGACGAAUGAGUUCCUCGCGCAGCAGGAUGAGUCCAUCACGGCCUUCUGCUUCUUGCUUACGAACCACUUUUUGGCGCCGGCUGCUUUCAAGGCUCUGGAGUACCUGAUUCGGCGUUACAAGGCCAACGUCCGCAACGUCGACGCGCUGAUGACUGCAGCCCUUCCGUACCACGCCACCAACGAGUUCGUACGUCUCGUACAAGUCCUGGCUCUCGGCGCUCCCGGCAGCCUCUGGGGCUGGCUCUCCAAGAUGCAGACCUCUGGCGCCGCUCUUCCACGCCACCUCCUCACCCAGCGCUGCGCCAACGACCGCCAGCUGCUUCUAUUUAUCUGCAAGGCAGCGGGCUACUUCGGCGGUGCUGCCUCCUCGUCGCGGCCAAGCAGCCGGACAUUCCUCUCCUUUUACGCCGUACUUCUGUGUGAAGUCCUGGCGGCCAUGCCUUCCGUGGGCGAGGAGAUCCUAGCGGCGCUGCUUCCGCAUCUGCUGGAGGGCCUGGGUCGAGGCGCGGCGCAGGACUACCGCGCGGCAACGUUGAUGGUAAUUGCGGAGCUGUGCAGCCGAGCUACCCUGGGCCGCGACUUUGUGAAGGUGCUUCUCAACACCAUGCUCAAGCACACCGAGCCGGUUCCGGAGCACAUCCGCACGGCAAUCCUGGUCAUGGCCCACGUGGCUGUUACGCAGCCGCACAUCCGGAUGCUCUCCGACAAGACCCUCAAGUACCUGUCGGCUCUUCCGAACUCCGUUUCGGAGCUUGCAUCGCUUGCGCAGCGUGGCAACAUCCGCCUGGGACCGCUGCUGCUGCUGCUCGUCCGCUCCCUUGCUGGCGUCCUUGCUUCCGGCGGCAGUGCGGUGCGCCGGUGCGAGGCCGACAUGCUUGCGCUGGCGCACGCCGGGGUGCUUCGCGGUGACCCCGCACGGGCCCUGGCGGCCGCCUUGCUUGAGGCUGGCAGCUCGGCCAAGGUUGAGGAGGAGGCGCGGGCUAGCUGCCAGAAGGUGCUAAGGCUCCUGGACCAGCGCUAUCCCGAGACCACGGACGCCGCCGUCAACGCCUUCCUCGAGCCUCUUCGUGAGCAACGCCGCAAGGCCGUCGCUGCCGCCGCCGCCGCUGCCUCUGGCUCUGCUGCUGACGACAAGACCAAGCGCAAGCGACGCAAGACGGCAGACGGCGCCGCCUCGGGCUCUGACGACGAAGACGACGGCGCCGAUGCCACGGAGUCUGCUGAACAAGCCGCUGCUGGCUUGUCUCCCGAGGACCGCGCCCGUUUCGAGUACGUCUGCUCUACCUUCUCCUCCGGCGGCUACUCGGCACCUUGCGGCGGUACGAUGCUGACGUUGGCGGCGGCGCUCGUGGCGCCGCAAGCCGCCGUACGGCGAAUGGCGCUGCAGCAGCUUGACGCUGACUUGGUUUCCGCUCAGCUGGGCUCGUCCUCGGCAGCUCCUGCCGCCGAGACGGCGACGGAGGCACGGUCCGCGUUGACAGCGGCGGCCUUGACUCGUCUUCGUGAUGAUGACUUGGGCGUGGUUGUGGCGGCCUUGGGCCUCGCAUGUCUGCGGCAGUUGCCUCCAACCGCCUUGCUCGAUGCGCUACAGCCGCUGUGCUACCGUCUUGGAGAGUACCUGUACGGCAACGCCAAGCUGCCUCAGCUCAAAGCGGCUCGCAAGGCGGCAAGGAAGGUGGUUUCGCUGCUUCGCCAUGUGGGCUCCGAGUCGGAGGAGCUGCGGGUUUCCGUCGCUGUGCAGCUGGCGGCGUUCCUGUUGCCCAGCCCUCGUGACCCACGGGUCGCUUUGGAGGCGGCGCGCGCCGUUUCGUCGCUUGGUCUGCCUCUCUUCGCCGGACUCGCCGGUGCUGUACCACAGCUUGAAGCUCAGCUGAAGAGCGCUGACAAGGGCAAGAAGGCUGCAGCUGCGGGCGCCGUCACACUUGACCGGGGCAUCUUGUCGGCUUUGGCAAGCACCAUUGCUGACGUUCCUUCAGCCGGUGCUGAGGAGGUCACGCGCUUGGUGCAGGCGAGCAACGCAGCUGCCGGCGUCACCCAGGAAGCCGCUGCAGUCGCCGCAUCCCGACGUGUGCACCACCUAGCAGUCCUCGCCUCCCACGCAGCCGUCUACGCCGCAGUAGCUUCCGCGCAUGCUGCUUCCGGCUCGCCAAAGCUGGACAAGUCAGUUGUGCUCUUGCGGUCCAUCGUACAGCUAUCGGAGCUGCUGCUAUCGUACGCCCGGUCUACCCCGGAUGUUGCGGACUGGCUGACAAGCUUCUCCGAGCUCAGCUCACCGGUCGACGGCCUCCCCUCUGCAUCGCACGCCACUGCCAUGCUGGCUGAUGCUGCGGGGUCGCAUGCAGCCGUCGUCCUCGGCGUCCUGCAUGCCAGCUUGGCCCGACUUCCAGAAGCUUCGGCUGUUGGCAGCUUGCAUGACAGCUUGGCGCGCCUGCCGCUCACAACGGAUGCCCAAGCCAUUCCUGCUUCCGCAACUCGUCUUCUGGGUCUGCUGGCGGCUCUUGGCUACCCGCUGCAACGCCUGCAUGACUUGCCCGUCUUGGUCACAACGCGCGCCAUUCAGGCUUCCAACCGCGCCGCCUUCCUUGCCGGUAUCUACGCAGCACCUUCUUCUUCCUCCACGCCUCCUGCUCUGCAGUGCCUUGCGUUGCACGUCCAAGCGCGGCUAGCAUCUGCGGCCUCUGCACCCCGUGUUGGCGGCGCAGCUUCGCCAACGCGCCAUGCCUCCCCGCCGCGGUUCCCCUCGAUCGACGUGGGCGGCUGGUUGGUUACGCUUCUGGUGGCGCUCUCCUCUGCAAAUGCCUCUGUCCGGUCGGCCGCUUGCGACUGCCUGGCAGCUGUGGAGGCACUCUUGGAGUCCGGCAAGGCUGCGGCUGGGUCUCAUCUUUCGGCAAGGGCCGCGGGUCUGCUGUGCUCUGGUCUGCGGGCGCACCGCAAGCUGAUCUGCAGUGACGCUGAGGCCUUGGUCGUGUUGUUGCGGGGUGCUCUGCAUGCUGCUGCUAGCGGUGCGGCUGCUGGUGUGGUGGCCUCGCCCGGGCCAGCUGGACUCGCGUCGCCGUCCAAGUCGAGCAAGAAGAAGAGCGGGUCUGGGGACGCGGCAGCAGCGCGGCUUGAGCUCUCGCCAACCACCGGUGCAGAGGUGACCGCCUACCUGACUUCAACUCUGCAAACUCUCGGCGUGGAUGAAGUAGGCGUCAACACCGCUGCGACUGCGCUGGCCUGCCUCGCUGCCUCUUCCGACGACGCGGCGCCGGAUGUCAGCCAAGAUCUCCUCUCCGCUGCCUCCUCUUACCUCUCCCGCUGUGCCUCUGAGCUCCGGAACCACCCAGCUGCAGCUACGGGUCUUCACGCUCUCGUCGUACGUCAGCUGGUGCGGCUCUUCACUCCUGCUGCGGUGGCUACAGCCGUCAAUGGUGCUGGAUCCGAGGAUCACCUUGGGUCUUUGGCAGCUGCAGCGGAGCUCUUGCCACAGCCGUCGUCUUCAUCUUCAGCUGCCAGCGUCGCUGCGCUUGCGGCGGUGCGGCUGGCGGCAGUUGGAGCAAUUUCUCGCGAUCUUUUUGCGGCACUGCCUUCCUCUGGCCCCUCUGCUGCGCUGCUGUUUAGCGUUCUCCUUGCUCGUUCCGAGGGUGACCCAGAUGAGUCCGUGCGCGCAGCAGCCAGGGCCUCCCUGGAGGUGAUUCCCCUGUCUGCCGAGCUCAUUGCGCCGCUGGUGAACCCGCCUGUCGCCGCUGCCGGCGCCACCCAGCAACUCGAGCCGGCUGCUACCGGGCGUGCCAAGAAGAAGAGCAAGAAGGGCGAGAACGCUCCUGCUGCCGACGCCGCACCUGCUGCCGCCCCUGCGGCCUCUGCUCCUGCUCCUGACACCGCGUCCCUGAGGGACGCUGUGGCGGCUUUGGAGCUGCUGCAGUGGCGGACGGGCAUUUCCAAGCCGUACCUGCUCGUCACUGCGUGUCAGGCCCUGCUGCAGAGGCUGCAGCCCAUUGUGGGCAGCAUUGCCAGCACGCUUCGUGCUGAGGACGAGGUCGAUGCGGAUGUGGACGCUGUUGCUGUGGUCGACACCGAAGGCGAUGGCAGCGGCGCUAAGUCUUCGCUGGCUGGCUAUGCGGCUACCCUGGCUCUGCAGGCGCUUACGGCCCUGGCUGGGGAUGCUGACGUGGACAUGGCUGCCGACGGCGGCCAGCAGCAGUCGUUUGACUUGGAGCUCGCGGUGAAGACUGCGAGGGAGGCGCCGGAUGCUGCGGUUCGCAACGCUGCGUUGGGUCUGCUGGCGUCGUUGGCUGCUCGGAUGCCCGAGGCGGCGCUGUCGCAUGUGCUUCAGGUCUUGGCCGUCGUGCACCAGUCCGCAGCGCUGCAAGACGACGAGCACAGCCGUGCGGUGGGUGCCACCGCUCUGGCUGCCGUUGUACCCGCCUGGGUAGCUGCGGGGCAGCGCUCCGCAGCUCUGUGGGAGCAGGUGGUGGUGGCGCUGCCAUCCCUGCCUGCGCACCGUCGUCUGGACCUGCUGCUGGCUCUGAUGCGUGCGCUGCCCAAGGUUGAGGAAGGCCUGUCGGAGGGUCUAUUGGUGCUCCUUCAGAACGCCUGCGAGCCCAAGCCGCAGGUGACCUCUCCGGCUGCUGAGCCGAGCUCUGCCGGCAAGGCUUCCAAGUCCAAGUCCAAGAAGGCCGCCGCCUCUCCCUCGGAUGCCGUACCUACGGCUGCUGCAAGCGCUCCUGCCGGACCGCCGCCGUCGGAGUGGCUGCCGGAUCUUGCAUCACAGCUGGCCCUGCAGGCUGACUUGUCAACGCGACUGGCUUGCUGUGCUCGCUUGCUGGAGCUCUCCCUGAGUGCCAGCAGCCGGCAACCGCACACGGCUCUGCCUCGCAUCGCUGUGGCGUUUGUGACGGGACAGCUCAAGCUUAAGGUCGCCCUGUCCGCCGCAAGCGUCUCCCUCCGGCGUCCCGAGUCCGAUCCCGCCCUCGAGGCCGCCUGCCGCGGCCUCAUGGAAGCAGCCCUCGCCCACAUGCAGCUCCUGCAGCCCGACUCCACCUCUGAUGCCGACGCCGCAGCCGCCACGCCUUCCUCACGUCUCCGUCUUGCAGUCCUGGCUGCCAGUCGCGGCCUGUACGGCCUGUUUGCGGCGUUGCAAGGCGUCAUGGCUGCUGACGUGUACCUGCAGGCGCUGCUGACGUUGGCGGAGCACCCGGCCGACAAGGUGAAGCGCCGCGCCAUCAAGCUCUUCACGGACAAGGUUCGCGGCGUGAGAUCCGAGAUCCAAGAUCAGAUUGAGCUGCCGCAGCGUGUCCGUGACGCCAAGCUUCGGCAAGCCAGCGAAGCAGCCACCCGUGCAUGCGCCAUGCUUCCGCCGCUGCUGUCGGCGACGACGGGGACGGGCGCCGAGGAGGCGGCUGCGGCUUCCCCGCUGACGCGACAGUUGUCGUUGGUGGCCCUGGCGGCUAUUGCCUCGGAGUUUGGAGCGGAGCAGCAUACCACGCUGCUUGCUGCCGUGCCUGCAGUCCUGGCGGCAACCAAGGACUCACACGCAAGCAUCCGCGCCAGCUCUCUGGCUGCCGUUGCGGCCUUUGUGCGGGCGCUGGGGUCUCGGCUGGUGCCCGUGUUGCCGGUCACCGUGGCUGCGGCCGUUGCGGCUGCGGACUCUGCCUGGACACGUCUCUCCCGUGCCGGCACUGCUGCUGCUGCGGAGGCUGCGGCUGAUGCUGCUGAGCCGGCCAACGACGUCCGUGACAGCGAUGACGAUGAUGAUGAGGACGCUGCGGCUGCCGGCAAGGGUAGCCGCCGGCAAGGUGCCCCUCCCAGCGACCAGGACGACGCCGCUUUGGAGCUCUCGAGCGCUCUGGCCUGCCUCAACGCCCUGGUCGAGACCCUGGGCGGCUUCCUCAGCCCCCACCUGCCCUCCGUGCUCGCGAUCCUGCUCAACCCUCGCGUCCUCGCUUGCCGCGUCGCCGGGUGCGACCAGUUCGCCGCCAGCAUUCGCGCCCGCCUGCCUACCGCCGUACCCGCUCGUCUGCUGCUGCCAGCUCUGUACGACAGGCUGCAGCCGUGCAUUGACUUGGCCGCGGAUGCUGCCAGCCCGGAGACCGCCGCUGCGCCGGCGGUGGCGCUGCUGCUUAUGGUUGCGUCGUGUGCCUCGGCUCUCGAGGCCAAGUUGGCGGCUCAGUACUGCGACCAGAUGUUUGUCUUCCUGCUGCGUGCUCUGGAUGUACGGCAGCGUCGCCCGCAGGCGCUGGCGUCUCAUGGCGAAACUGCGAUUGAUGCUGUGGAGGGUGCUGCGAUUCGUGCGCUGGUCGCGCUGGUGAUGAAGCUGAGCGAGGCCCGUUUCAAGCCCAUGUUCCUGCGCAUGAUUGAGUGGGCUUCGACGGUUUCGGUGCCCGAGGGUUUCGGAGCGGGUGCGGAGCCGUCGUACUUUGGCC